UCCAUGUGCUCCCUUAGCAUUUUCUUCUCAUUUCUCUUUUUAUUUUGUUUGACCAAAAGAACUCAUUAUAAGCAGCUCCCCCCAUGUAUUAGCAGCUCAACAUCAACCAGAACCAUCCAAGAAUAUUUCUCUUGUUUAGAAUUUUUAAAUUUAUUUCACAACACAACCAUGAAGAAGAUCGACUUAGGGAACCACCGCGAGGUGGCUCAGCCGGACUGCAUCAAAGCUCUCAUUGUCGAAUUCAUCACCACCUUCUUCUUUGUUUUCGCCGGCGUCGGAUCCGCCAUGGCCACGGACAGCUUAAUCGGAAACACGUUAGUGGGACUUUUAGCGGUCGCGGUGGCUCAUGCAUUUGUGGUGGCGGUAAUGAUAUCUGCUGGACAUAUCUCUGGUGGCCACCUCAACCCCGCUGUUACCAUCGGCCUACUUUUCGGAGGUCACAUCAGCGUCUUCCGCGCGUUCCUCUACUGGAUUGAUCAGCUGUUGGCCUCCUCCGCAGCCUGCUUCCUCCUAAGUUACCUCACCGGAGGAAUGGGAACUCCGGUUCACACUUUGGCAAGUGGAAUAAGUUACACUCAGGGGAUCAUAUGGGAGAUCAUCUUGACAUUCUCACUUCUCUUCACUGUCUACGCCACGAUGGUGGAUCCCAAGAAAGGCUCCCUUGAUGGGCUAGGCCCACUUCUCACCGGAUUUGUCGUCGGAGCCAACAUCCUUGCCGGUGGCGCCUUCUCUGGAGCCUCAAUGAACCCGGCCAGAUCCUUUGGACCUGCUUUGGUCUCUGGGAACUGGACUGACCAUUGGGUAUAUUGGGUUGGACCGUUGAUCGGUGGUGGACUUGCUGGAUUCAUCUACGAGAACGUCCUCAUUGACCGUUCAGAUGUCCCACUCGCCGAUGACGAGCAGCCAUUCCUAAAUUGAAUACUAUAAUAAAUACUAUGCAUGUUACAAAUCUAUCAAGCUCAUUAUUGAUGAUGUAUCUUCUUCUUGGUACACUUCAAGAUGUAUCUCUUGUAAUCUUAAAUUUUAUCAAUUUCCAUUUAUCCAAAGUAUAAAACAA
Molecule: messenger RNA, 1057 nt
Organism: Raphanus sativus (radish)
Lineage: Eukaryota; Viridiplantae; Streptophyta; Magnoliopsida; Brassicales; Brassicaceae
Product: aquaporin TIP4-1
Exons: 3
Coding region: 4-918 (304 amino acids)
Biological process (GO): transmembrane transport; water transport
Cellular component (GO): membrane
Molecular function (GO): water channel activity
Source: RefSeq, a predicted model, not a curated record